CUGUCAAUCAGAAGCGAAAGCCCAUACAGGAUUCCAGAGGCUCCGCCUUUCUGUCAGCCAAUCACACUGGCGCAGACGUCAAUAAGCACACUCCCAACCAUGUCUGCUCCCGACGUGCUGAAGGCUGCGUCCACGGAGCCAGAUCCUGUGAAGCGGAUGAAUAUAUACCAGAAUAUAGUCAGGACAGAGGUCUCUGAUCCAGAUGAGGUCGCAAUAAAAGCCAAGGAACAAGCCAUACUUGAACUCGGAAAUAUGAUGGCAAAAAGCUCAGACGCAAAAGGGCUGGCUGAUCUGAUUGUUCUGACCCGACCUUUCUUGAAACAAAUCAGCAAAGCAAAAGCCGGUCGGUUGGUGCGUACUUUGGUGGACCUAUUUCUCAACCUCGAAGCGGGCACGGGACGUGAAAUAGACCUCUGUCGUGAAUGCAUUCAAUGGGCGAAUGAAGAACGGCGGGUAUUUUUGCGUCAGGCUCUGGAAACUCGUUUAAUAGGACUCUAUUAUGAGAAUGGACACUAUGAAGAAGCGCUCAAACUAGGCAGCACUUUACUAAGAGAACUUAAAAAACUGGACGACAAAGUUUUGCUGGUCGAGGUUCAGUUAAUGGAGAGCCAAGUCUACUAUCGUCUAGGAAAUUUACAGCGGUCCCGGGCGGCUCUUACCUCCGCACGCACCACUGCCAAUGGAAUCUACUGUCCGCCAAGGCUUCAAGCAUCAUUGGACCUACUGUCCGGGAUUCUCCACGCAGCUGACGAGCGCGAUUUCAAGACUGCCUGUUCUUAUUUCUAUGAAGCGUUCGAAGGUUUCGAUUCAAUAAGUUCAAACCAUGCAGUUGAUGCACUGAAGUACAUGCUUUUAUCGAAGAUUAUGUUAAAUUGCCCUGAAGAGAUACCAAACAUAUUGACUGGGAAACUAGCUCUAAAGUACAACAGUCCUCAUCUGGAUGCUAUGCGUGAAGUGGGUCUUGCUGCAAAGAACCGGUCAUUGGGAGAUUUCCUAGCUGUCCGAAACAAAUACCCAGUGGAGCUGUUAGAGGAUCCCGUGGUCAGUCGUCAUCUGAACUGCUUCUACGAUACCCUCUUUGGACAAAACCUGCUGAAGCUCAUUGAACCAUACUCACGUGUGCAGAUUGGCCACAUUGCAAAAUUGAUCAACUUACCGCUGGAUGUUGUGGAGAAAAAAUUAUCCCAGAUGAUUCUGGACAACGAGCAUAACGGCAUCCUAGAUCAAGGAUCUGGUGUACUGGUUCUACGUGAGCCCCAAUGUGAGGGUAAAGAUUAUCCUCAUGCCCUCGCUGCUGUCCACUCGCUGAAUGGAAUCGUGGAUAUGUUAUUCCAGAAAACAACAAAACUAAAAUAACUUUCCGUCGCCGAUUCCUGUUGUGAACGGUUGAUUAUCAUCUCGUGUUACCUGCUCAGUACAGUUCUUCCUUGAAAUCCCAUU
Molecule: messenger RNA, 1440 nt
Organism: Opisthorchis viverrini
Lineage: Eukaryota; Metazoa; Platyhelminthes; Trematoda; Opisthorchiida; Opisthorchiidae
Exons: 9
Biological process (GO): ubiquitin-dependent protein catabolic process
Cellular component (GO): proteasome regulatory particle, lid subcomplex
Molecular function (GO): structural molecule activity
Source: RefSeq, a predicted model, not a curated record